GAACCGCGGGCGCCCGGGAGCUGCAGGAGGACCUGGAGCUGAGACUCACCUGUGCACCUGAGCCGGAGGGGAGCCUGACCCCGGAGCAGCCCCCAGGCUCGCCCAGCGCGGACGGGGGGGUGGCCGUCCCGGCGCGGCCGCCAUGACCUGGAGCGCCACAGCCCGGGGCGCCCACCAGCCCGACAACACCGCGUUCACGCAGCAGCGCCUCCCCGCCUGGCAGCCGCUGCUGUCCGCCAGCAUCGCGCUGCCGCUCUUCUUCUGCGCGGGGCUGGCCUUCAUCGGCCUGGGCCUGGGCCUCUACUACUCCUCCAACGGCAUCAAGGAGCUAGAGUACGACUACACCGGCGACGCGGGCACCGGCAACUGCUCCCUGUGCGCCGCGGCCGGCCAGGGCCGCGCGCCGCCGCCCAGCUGCUCGUGCGCCUGGUACUUCUCGCUGGCCGAGCUCUUCCAGGGCCCCGUGUACCUGUACUACGAGCUGACCAACUUCUACCAGAACAACCGGCGCUACGGCGUGUCCCGCGACGACCGGCAGCUGAGCGGGGUGCGCUUCGCGCUGUUCCACCCGGCCAACGAGUGCGCCCCCUACCAGCGCAGCGCCGGCGGCCUGCCCAUCGCGCCUUGCGGCGCCAUCGCCAACAGCCUCUUCAACGACUCCUUCUCGCUGUGGCACCAGCGCCAGCCCGGCGGGCCCUACGUCGAGGUGCCGCUGGACCGCACGGGCAUCGCCUGGUGGACCGACUACCACGUCAAGUUCCGCAACCCGCCGCUGGUGAACGGCAGCCUGGCGCUGGCCUUCCGCGGCACGGUGCCCCCGCCCAACUGGCACCGGCCGGUCUACGAGCUCAGCCGCGACCCCAACAACACCGGCUUCAUCAACCAGGACUUCGUGGUGUGGAUGCGCACGGCCGCGCUGCCCACCUUCCGCAAGCUGUACGCGCGCAUCCGCCAGGGCAACUACUCGGCCGGGCUACCGCGCGGCGCCUACCGCGUCAACAUCACCUACAACUACCCGGUGCGCGCUUUCGGCGGCCACAAGCUCCUCAUCUUCAGCAGCAUCUCGUGGAUGGGCGGCAAGAACCCCUUCCUGGGUAUCGCCUACCUGGUCGUCGGCUCCCUCUGCAUCCUCACCGGCUUCGUCAUGCUGGUCGUCUACAUUCGCUACCAGGACCAGGACGACGACGACGACGACGACUGACCCGGCUUUCCCAGGACCCUUCCCGCUUUCUGCCAAAACUCAGAGCUCCUCUUGGCGUCUGCUGCACCGCUCACCCGAUUCCAACCUUGCCACACUUUUCCUCCCGUGGCGGAUGAGGGGGGCCAGAGAGAGGAAUGACUCCCUUCCUCGAGGGGUGGAGGGGCUACUGGACCCUCUCGCGAGGGUGUUUGGACUGCAGAGGGAAACGUCCUUGCAGAUGACCCCCACCUCCUUCAGGACCCCGAGUUGAUAGGUUAGGUUCUUAGUCUAUAGAGGAGACAGACAGGAAGGGGUGGUGGAGACUCCUGUUUAACCCAGAUCAGGUGAAGAAAGGGAGCCCAGCGGUGUUAAAUAGCUCAUGCAACAGCGGGCAGCUGGCUGGCACUUGGCUCCUGACUAGAGCUUUUCUCUUUGGGGGGUGGGUUGGGAUAGGGACUGAGGCCCACAAAUUACUACUGCAGAGGCAGGGAGGGGCUGGUGAGGAAGGGGGAGAGAUAUUUGUUAAAUAAGUAGAAGGGACCAACCCCAGAGACUGACACCUUAAAGGUGGGGUGGGGCCCUGAAGCUGUGUAUUAACACGCUCCUCUUGCGAUUCCUGUGUUCUCUCAAAUUUAGGAAUCAUUACCCUGAGCCAGGUUACCAAAAAUUGGUUAAUCCAAUUUUUCAGAUUGUAAUUUGUUCCCAGGAGCAGUGACGAUCCAUGUUGCGCGUUCGGUUUAGAGCUCUGCCUUGAAUGGAGGAAGUUCUUUAGAUUUGUGGAAGGAAUGGGGAAAAAAAUAUUUGCUAUCUCUAGAAAACUAGUUGGCAUAUAGAUUUGCAGGUUAGGGUUGGUGUUGCUUCGUGUAAUAUUUUGGUGUAAAAGCAGACACUCAGACUUUACCAGAUGCAAAGCAGAAACUUGAAAAUGCAGGGCCAGUCUGGGCAGGCCUGAGGAAACGUUUAAUCAGAUAGCUGGAGGGGAUCUUACAGGGGAAGUAAUUUCCCUAAAGUCACAUCUGUGUCUCCUGACUCCUGGCUAAAUCCUCUUUGUCAUCUGUUUUUUGGUUUUUUGGUUUUUUUAAUGGUUAGAGAGGAAGGAAUUUAUUCAUACCUUCCCUUGUAUCUGGAAAAAAAAACCCUUUUAAAUUUAUGUUCUCAAAUGCAACGUGUUAGUUUCUGGCAAUCAUCUUUAAAUGAAUGCUAAGACACGGAGUCUUUUUGUGGUGGCAACGGUGGGAUGGCAUAUAGCCAUUAUGUAACUGGAGUCUUCAGAGUAUUUGAACCUUUGAGAUAAUGUUAAAAUGCUGACUAAAAUCAUUCAAUUGAUUUUAUUGAUUACCAUCAAUCAAUAUGUAUAAAAAGUUAUCCCAAGAAGAAAUAAAAUAUUUUUUAUUUUAAAAUUUUUAUGGCAAAAUGAAAGAACUUUAAAAAAAAAACCCAUCAUUAUAUUAUUGUACAAGUUCUUUGCUAAACUCAGUUCCUUGGUGUUUGUCAGACAGAACCUCCAGUGCCUGCUGUCUGUCCAGAAACAGCUGACUUCCAGUUUCUGCUGUUUACGCUCAUUCCUCUAAAGCAGUGCAAGACCUGGGUAUAUUGGGUAUAUUUUUUUAGUACACAAAUUUGUAAUUGUAUUGAAGAAUGUAUGUGGAUUUUAUUUCACUAUUCCAGUUCUGAGGUUACUGACCAGUGAACUGCAUGUGUGUCACUGAUGUCUGUCUUGGGUCUUCUGGAACAAUUAUGAUUUGAGAGAUUCUGUCCCACCAUUUACACAUACCAAAAAAAAAAAAUGCCUUAGUUAUUCAAAUGUGUUGGCUUCCUCACUCCUGAAUGUGACAAAAUUUAACUGUCAGAUUUUGUGUUGUGAUUUCAGGCUAUGAAAACACAAUCAGUAUACGUACAUUGAGUACUUUUUAUUUAUUGUGAAUGUUUGGUUGAGUAGCUUACUGGCCCAGCUCUCUUCUAUUUCGGCUAAGAGAGUUACUACAUUUUUUACCUGUAGUUGAGAGUAACAUGUAUUUUGUUAUCAUUUUCAGAAUAUUCAAAUCUAUUGCUGUAACAUUUUAAAUGAGAGCGUGAAAGUGAAGUGAUUCUGAGUCAGAUUAAAUUAAUGGAUAUGGUUUCA
This is a messenger RNA of Otolemur garnettii (small-eared galago), 3302 nucleotides long. RefSeq names its product transmembrane protein 30B (gene CDC50B). The coding region runs from base 143 to 1201 and encodes 352 amino acids. Gene Ontology annotation, biological process: phospholipid translocation. The transcript has a single exon. The record is from RefSeq and is a predicted model, not a curated record. NCBI's taxonomy places the organism in Eukaryota, Metazoa, Chordata, Mammalia, Primates, Galagidae. Gene Ontology annotation, cellular component: Golgi apparatus; endoplasmic reticulum; plasma membrane.